Messenger RNA from Rhododendron vialii, 2321 nucleotides. Its product is annotated as UPF0548 protein At2g17695. The record is from RefSeq and is a predicted model, not a curated record. Bases 1562 to 2182 code for a protein of 206 amino acids. The transcript is spliced from 4 exons. NCBI's taxonomy places the organism in Eukaryota, Viridiplantae, Streptophyta, Magnoliopsida, Ericales, Ericaceae.
UUGACUCUACGGGGCCUUUCACUCUACCUCUCAGCUCCACUCUCUCUCCCCCAUCGACCAGAGAGGCAAGAGACCCAAAACUUUGCCAUUGCUCUUUCUCUAUAUCACCGAUUUCGCCAUACUCUCUCUCUCUCUCUCUCUCUCUCUCUCGCACACACACACUUACCCUCUCUCUGAUUGCUACUGAUUCCGGCGAGGGUUUGCUUCUAUUUUUUGGGCGAAAUUCAGGUAGCUUCCGAUCUCCAUUUUCCGGUAGAUUUCAGUUGAGAGUGAUGAGGUGUUAAGGAUGAGUAUAGUCAUCCUUGGUUCCACAUAUGAAACCAAGUAUGGAACUUUGCCAUUUUCAACCCUUUCUCCAUCACCAUUGGAGCCCCUAGUUGUAAAAUUGGUGCCAUCAUAUGGGCAUAGAACCAAUUAUACAACCGAUUGUAGUUGCUCUAAUCGCGUGAUGCUACUGUUUCCCUGUUAGAUUCGAAUAUGUCUCUCUCCCUCUCUCUCCUUCUUCUUCCCUCUCCUUGUUGUUUUUCUUAUGAGAAAUUGAGAUUCUUAAACAGAAUAUGUUACUAUAGGGUGUAGUGAAAAACCACAACUUCAGGUGUGAUCCAUUCAAGAUUCAACUCAGAAGAAGGAAUAUUAUACAUUAAUGGGCUUUUCUUUUUAGCGACCUGAACUGGUGGCUCUCCAGGCUUCUGUCCGGGCCGGGCCUGGUAUAUCCUUGUUAUAUUCUCGACUCUCUGGGUGGCGAAUCAUUACAUUUGUUAUUUCGAGCAAAAUUCACUGUACCCUUUGGGAAAUUUGCCUUGGAACAUCCCCAAUUUUAAAGUGGAAAUUAGUAUAGUCCUGCCGUAUGUGAAAAUUGAUGAUUUAGUUGAUUUUCGCAUAAUCUGGUCCGAACACCACUGUUGUACCGAAAAAAGAAGAAGACAAUUUGACCUUAGCUGGGUGCAACGAUAGUCAACUGGGCUAGUGCCUUAUUGGUUUUCCCUUUACUUAUCUCAACUAAACUGAAACCUUUAUAUGAUCCUCCGGAUCAACACAGUAAGUCCACACCACUCAACCACCAUCCUGAUUAUAGCACGACUGAUUAUAGCUUAACUCUUUUCGACCAUCAUCAUUAUCAUAGCCAGCAGCACCAUCGUUUGCAUAGCUGGCAACUAUAUGCGAAAAACCAUUCUCAGGAAAUGGUUUAUCGUGGGAAGCAUAUUCCAUCAAAACAAAUGGAGCAUAAUCUAUCUCUACUUUGGCCCAAAAUAAAAGAGAAUCAACUUAUGGUGGAAAUAACAUUAUGACAUGUUGUUCCUUAGCUAAACAUAUCUAUGUCAUACUCCCGAUAAAUUGUUGAUUCUUUGAUUGGCAAAUCAUGGCUUCAAUCUUCUUUCAACCCCAUAAAAGUCCCCACGUCUUUUUAUCCUCCUUCAGGCAUUUACCAGUUAUGCACUUAAGUUUUGCUAUCUUGUUCACAUUCCGUUUUAUUCAAAUGAUUAUUUUACACUAGUCUGUUUGUGGCUUAUGUACACAUUUGGUGGUGGUGGUGUUUUGAAGACCACUCAAUACUCAAGAGAUGGUUUUCUUGUGCUGGACUCGCCCAUCUUCUCAAGAACAGAAGGCUUGCAUUAUAAAGUCUGGGGACUUUAACUAUGACUCUAAACACAGAGGAGCUAGUGCGAAGUCUGCAUCUUCACUUCAACAAGAUAUGGAGCUCUCAAAAAAUGGUUUCUCACUCAAUCAUGCACGCAUUUUGGUGGGUUCAGGGCUUGAGACAUAUGAAAAGGGAAAAACUGCUCUUCAAACAUGGAGGCAUUUCGGAUUAGAGUGGGCAUUUGUCGAUCCCAAGACUCCAAUUCAAAGUGGGGUGAAAUUCUGUGCUUGUGUAAAAGAAUUUUUCCCCUGGCUCAUGAUGCCUCUUCAGGUGGUGUAUGUUAAUGAGGAAAAGAAAACUAAAAAGGCUGGUGCCUCUUUUGGUUUUGGAAGUGGCACCCUUCAAGGACACUUAUUGGGUGGGGAAGAACGCUUCUCGAUUGAGCUUGAUGAGAACAACCAAGUCUGGUAUGAAGUACUCUCCUUCUCAAAGCCGGCUCACUUUCUCUCUCUCAUUGGGUACCCAUAUGUACAUCUUAGGCAAAAGUAUUUUGCUCACCAAUCUACUGAAGCAAUCAAGAAACAUUUGUCUCCUGUAUCUUAGUAACCAACCUCAUUGUAUAUUUGCAUAUGAAAGUUCUGGCGUUGCAAAAGCCUCUCUUUCUUUACAUGAUACCCUGAACUAGAACUGGCAAACAGUUUAUGAAAUAUUACUCUGUUAUUAGAAAGCACAUUUUAUUCAA